AUGAUGAUUCACACUGGUGAAAAGCCGUUUUCAUGUGUGAACUGUGGAAAAAGUUUUAGUCAUAAACAGGAUUUAACUCGGCACAUGAGGAUUCACACGGGUGAAAAGUCUUUUUCAUGUGUGAACUGUGGAAAAAGUUUUUGUCAACAACGGCUUUUAACUCAGCACAUGACGAUUCACACAGGUGAAAAGCCAUUUUCAUGUGUGAACUGUGGAAAAAGUUUUAGUCAAAAACCGACUUUAACUCAGCACAUGAGGAUUCACACUGGUGAAAAGCCGUUUUCAUGUGUGAACUGUGGAAAAAGUUUUAGUCAUAAACCGACUUUAACUCAGCACAUGAUGAUUCACACUGGUGAAAAGCCGUUUUCAUGUGUGAACUGUGGAAAAAGUUUUAGUCAUAAACCGACUUUAACUCAGCACAUGACGAUUCACACUGGUGAAAAGCCGUUUUCAUGUGUGACCUGUGGAAAAGGUUUUUGUCAAAAACGGCUUUUAACUCGGCACAUGAUGAUUCACACUGGUGAAAAGCCAUUUUCAUGUGUGACCUGUGGAAAAAGUUUUCGUCAUAAACAGCAUUUAUCUCAGCACAUGAUGAUUCACACUGGUGAAAAGCCGUUUUCAUGUGUGAACUGUGGAAAAAGUUUUAGUCAUAAACCGACUUUAACUCAGCACAUGAUGAUUCACACAGGUGAAAAGCCGUUUUCAUGUGUGACCUGUGGAAAAAGUUUUGGUUAUAAACCGACUUUAACUCAGCACAUGAUGAUUCAUACUGGUGAAAAGCAGUUUUCAUGUGUGACCUGUGGAAAAAGUUUUAUUCGAAAACAAGAUUUAACUCAGCACAUGAGGAUUCACACCGGUGAAAAG
Xiphophorus maculatus (southern platyfish) is the source of this 864-nucleotide messenger RNA. Its product is annotated as gastrula zinc finger protein XlCGF8.2DB-like. Gene Ontology annotation, molecular function: DNA-binding transcription factor activity, RNA polymerase II-specific; RNA polymerase II cis-regulatory region sequence-specific DNA binding. Lineage: Eukaryota; Metazoa; Chordata; Actinopteri; Cyprinodontiformes; Poeciliidae. The record is from RefSeq and is a predicted model, not a curated record. Gene Ontology annotation, biological process: regulation of transcription by RNA polymerase II. The transcript is spliced from 2 exons. The annotation marks the transcript as partial. Gene Ontology annotation, cellular component: nucleus.